UUGCGCUCGCUGCUCGCACAAGCAGGCACUGGGAGUCGGGAUGUUAAACUAGGGAGACAAAGCUGUAUCAAAAAAGAAAAGAAAAAAAACCUAGGGAGACGAAGAAUUCAACCAUCUUCCACAUUCCACAUUAUGGGCUCAUCAGAAUCCACGCUAUCAAGCUCACAGCAAGUGGAUCAGAUUACUACGGUGACAGAAAAACCAGAGGACGGUGUUGAUCCUCUCUUAGAACAGCUUAGAUCUCUUAAAAUCACAACCCCAAUUCUAACUUCGAUACCAACAGAAAAUAGCUUCACUGAUAUUCUCGUCAGGAAACCCUAUCCGUCUUCUGCUCCAGGCACUCUAAAUCCCAAGGUGCUGCUCGAGUUGUUCUCUAUGUAUCGUGAUUGGCAGGAGAGGAAGACUAAAACAAUUAGCCAGAGACAGGAGGAUAUUGAAAAUAAAAUAGAAGUUGCAGAUGCUCUGGCGGUUAAGCUACUUCAACGUUUUAAUUACUCGGUAUCAGCUAUGAGAACAACUGCCCACCAUCUUUCAGGAGUCCACCCGUUGCAAGUUGAAGUUGGUGAGCUGAAAGGAAGACUGACUGAAGUGAUAAGUAAUUGUGAUGCAUUAUGCAAGAGAAUCGCGGAAGAGGGCCCUGAAUCAUUACAAUCAUCCAUCAAGCCAUUUGCUACGCUUAGCAACAGUUCGUUUUCCAAGCCAUUUGCUUCUUCUAGCAAAAUUUUAGAACCUAACCAACAAUAUUCUUCAUCUUUGCAGCAAAUUACUAACACAAGCUCAUCAACUGACUGAAUUGAAACCAUGUAAGCUUUACUCAAUUAUUUAUUAUUUGUUUUUGCGCUACUA
Papaver somniferum (opium poppy) is the source of this 846-nucleotide messenger RNA. RefSeq lists its product as uncharacterized. The transcript is spliced from 6 exons. Bases 133 to 792 code for a protein of 219 amino acids. The record is from RefSeq and is a predicted model, not a curated record. NCBI's taxonomy places the organism in Eukaryota, Viridiplantae, Streptophyta, Magnoliopsida, Ranunculales, Papaveraceae.